Molecule: messenger RNA, 4260 nt
Organism: Symbiodinium sp. CCMP2456
Lineage: Eukaryota; Dinophyceae; Suessiales; Symbiodiniaceae
Source: the annotation of a GenBank genome assembly
AUGGAUGAGACGUCCUUUGGUCUCCCCAGAGAUUGGAAGCGAGAAGAUCGGAACCUGCCGGAUGAGGAUGAGGUCGAGCUGCCCCGAGCCCUGAACCUUCGACGUCUCAACGGCAGAAGCCUGGAAGAGGCUGCCAAAGCCUCGGUCCUCGUCGUCGCCAUGCGAUAUCCCUGGUGCACAGCCUGCGAGGAGAAGGACAAGGCCUUCGUAAAGGUGAGCAAGGUAGCAGGUGCCAAGGAGGAGUUUGCUGACGUGGUCUUCGGAGUCUUGGACCUCCGGGAGGAAAAAGACCUUGCCAGGAGCGUAUGGGAAGACGGCUUGCACCUGUGCCACAAGAGCAAGUGCCCUCUUCAUGUCUUCAAGCCAGAGGAGCCCCUCAAUGAGCCUUACACAUUUCAAGUGCAACUGCUCUAUGAGAUGGAUGAGGCAGCCAUGAUGGGAGACCCGAUGGCAGGAAUGCCGGGUCACACCCCCAAGGGCCAAACUACAAAGCCAAACUUCGACCGCUUUGAGCGGGACCUUGCCUUGCUAAUGCCCAAGGCCGUCUCUGAGCUCUCUUCUGGCGAAGUUGCCGAGUUUCGACGGCGAUGGGAUACAGCUGUCAUCGGGUCGGGGGUGAAUGCAACGGCCUUCCGGCAUGCAGCGCGAGAGUUGAGGGGGACAGCGGCUUUUGCAAUGGAAGCCAUAGGCCCGCUCAGAAGCUCCUCUAUCCAGCUCUGGAGGUCAGAUGUCCAAGCUGACACUCCGGCGAUUCCUUUUGAUGCUAGCCUGUCGCCUUUGAACGCGACUUACCUGGCACACUUCGCACGCGUACAUGCGCAGCCGAUGCUGCAAAACUACACUUGGGACCUGAGGGAUCAACUGGGAGCAAUCGGGAUGCCCGUGGGAGUUCUCUGGGUGAACUACUCAGAUACGAACAACACGAAUGCCACCAACGCUGCUCUUACGGCAUUCCGCAGCCUUUGCAGCAAGCGCCGAGGCACCAACGCCUCGCAGCACAUUCUUUGCUGUGUCAUGGACCAGUCCUAUUCCUACUACCAGCGCGAGUAUGGCAGCCACGAGCCCUAUCCUUUCCCCUUCUUCGGUGUGACCCGCAAGUUAGGAUUUGGCGCCGGGGACCGAUACGCCUACCCCUUUAAGGAGCCGGUGAACCGCACGGUGCUCGGCUUCUUUAGCAGCCCCAAGCGGGCCACAAAGGAGAUGAGUUCCUGGCUCGGGCGCGUCUUGGCCGGUCGUGUGCCCCCCUCUCACGAGUCGGGUCUCGUGACCAACAGCUCCAAGUGGGUACGUGGCCAAGCCUUAGAAGUGGUCUGGAAGACCUACCAGCGAGAGAUUAAUGGCAGCACCUCUGACGUGCUUCUGGAGCUCUACGACGACCAGCGCAAAAGACAGCACAUUGCAUCUGCUGUGAUGGAUGUCUUGGCAAAGACCCUGAAGGACUACGCCGACAUUAAAAUCGCUCGCAUGGAAGUGAGUCAGAACUACGUGCCUGCCAUCUUCGGACGGAAGCAGUUCUCCAAGGAGACAGAGUACUUCUGGAUUCCUCCGUCCAUCGCCGCUGGAGAGUGGACGCCCGGAGUGCCUGUGAAGUACCCAGGAGAGGCUGAGGAGGCGUCUCCUGCAAAGCUCCUGAAGUGGUUCAAAAAGCAGACCAUGUCGCGAUGGUCUCUGAAAGAAGCCUUGGAGGUCUCCUCCGACAUCUCUGAGGAGGUUAUGGGCUACGCGAAGCUCCAGCAGCAAGCGGACGACCGGGCAGAGGAGGACAAGCAACAGAUGAUCAAGAAGAUGAUGACCACGCUCAAGAAGGAGAAGGGCAUGGUCGACGUUGGGGAGAUGAUGGGCUUGAAGAAGGCCGCAGAUGCUCUCGGAUCCGAGCCUUCGCCUCCAAAAGCCGGGAAAGGCAAGGCAAAAGCUCCGCAGACUGACGAGCUGAGUGCAACAGACGAAGAGCAGAAGAGGACAGCUCGCAAAGCGCAGCUGCAGAAGGAGGAGAAGAGGCAAAAAGACAUUGCCAAGAAAGACCGGGAGAAGCGAAAACGGCGGCUGGAGCUCGAGAAGCAGCGCCAGGAGAAGAAGAAGGUGGAAGAGCAGCAGCGGCGAGAGAAGGCAGCCCGAGAGGCUGAGGAGAAGCGCCGCAAGAAGGAGGCGGAGCGUUUGCGCCAACCAGCCACACCGCUGUUCGCUUGGGGGCAGUCGAAGGAGCAGAUCCGCAUUUCUGUGGCCAUCCCGAAGCUGCAAGAAGACUCGGUGAAUGUCAGCGUGAAGAUAGACCAGGUUGAAGUGCGAGCUCGCGAUUGGCAGAGGCGACCUUUCAUCCUCAGCUUCGAGCUUCGUGAGUUCGUGGCCCCCGCGAACUCCUCGUGGGCGCUGCGCCACUCAGAGGAAGUGAGUCCCCAACCAGACGGAGUUCUCCUCACGCUGCAGAAGGAGAUUCCCCAUCGCUGGGACCGCCUCGCGCAGAACCACACCGUGGUGAAACACUUCCUCAAAAAAGACUGGGUCCAGGAUGAUGGGGACCUGGAAGAGGAACAUGAAGAGGUCGAGCUGCCCGCUGGCCAGAAUGUUAGAAAGGUCACAGAGGCGGGCCUGGAUCGCCUGCUCGAGCGUCACAGCCUGGUGGUCCUAGCUUCUCGCUUUCCAUGGUGCGACAAGUGCAAGGAGAAAGAUCGUGAGUUUACGAAAGCCGCGCGCCUGAGCCGUGACAAGGAUCACCUGGACAUGGUCGCGUUCGCAGCCAUGGAUGCGAGGGAAGAAAAGUAUUUCGCCAGAAGACACAAUGUGUCUUGCAGCGAUACUUGCGACCUCCUCCUGUUCAAGCAGGACGAGAAGACCGAACCAUAUCUGGUGCCAGGCCGCCGAUUUGCUGAAGAGGUGCAGAUUGAUUGCUACAAGCACCUGCUUCCUGUGGUCAGCGAAGUCGCGAACAAAACACAGUUUGACCGGGUCACCACUGCUUUCGACACUGCCAUUAUGGGGUUCUUCCACCUGGAGAAGAGCCAAGAUCCAUGGUACCCUCGCUUCCGAGCCGUGGCACGACAGCUUCGGGGCCAUGCGCUCUUCGGCGCUGCCUUCAACGGCAAGCUUCCGCAGGACAUGGGCAUCGAGUGGGACUCCGAGUCUCGGCCCUUGCAGGAGCCGGGAGAAGAGAUCCAGCCGGCAAAGCCCUUGGUCCUGCUCUUCAAGACCAAGGAGCAGAGGCACGUGGAGUUCACUGGGGAGCUGACCUUAGAAAAGCUGGCGCACUUCUCCAAGGUGCUAAGUCUCCCACUGAUUUCCCAGUAUUCCCCGGAGGGGCGGCAGAAAUACCAAGAGCUGAAGGUUCCUUUGGGCAUGAUGUGGCUGGAUGGCGAGGGCGAGGAUGGGCAGGCCAACCAGGCGGCUACUGAGGUACUGAAGCGCCUGGCUCUUCGAUUCUCUGGUCAUCUGGUCUUCGUGACGCUGAACAACACGCGGGAUGGGUUUCUCAUGCGACCCUUUGGUUUGGACCCACGGCGCGUGCCGGCCUUUGGCAUUGCUGCGGCCGAGGCCCCUGAUGCUGCCCGGUACGCGCUGGAUGAAGCGUUCCGGAGCUGGGAUGAGCUGACCGGUUUCUGGCUGGACACGAGUCGGGCCUUUGACCGCAUCGAGCGCUUUUGCGCCUCCUUCCUGGAGGGCACUCUGGAAGCUUCUCACGAGUCGGCAGAGCUGCCUCCGACGUAUCGCUGGCCGGGGCCUGGUUCUGUUCACGAGGUGGUGUGGAAGACCUUCCGAGAGUCCGUCUACCGAACGGACAAGGAUGUUCUCCUGGAGCUCUACUCGCCUUAUCGGCCGCAGCACCGGACGCACUUGAUGGUCCUCGAGCUCGUGGCGGAAGCCUUGGGAAACCUUAGCACUCUGAAGGUGGCCCGAAUGGACACCGCCAACAACUACGUCCUCCCGGAGUUCGCCUUAAAGGACAAGGAGAAGGCCUCCAGCUUUUACUUCGUCGCUGCAGCUCCGGAGAAGCACCGUCGGCCCAGGCGCCUGGCCACCAAGUUGGGUCGACCUGAGGAGCUUCCGGCACAGCUUCUGCGCUUCGUGCACCGAGAGACUCGAAGUCAAGAGUGGGACUUUCAGGAUCGCUCUGCUUGGGCGAAUCAAGAGGCCCAGCGGCGUAUUCGGCGUCUUCGAGCCCUGGAGAAGGAUUACGAGAAGAAGAUGCAGGACGAAUGGGUCCAGAAGGAGAUGGAGGAGUUUGAGCGUUACAAGCGCUUAGGGAAGUUUGACAACUUGAACAUUUAG